ACGCCUUCAACUUUUUAGGCAGUGACAAGGAAUUGAGAGAGAAGCGUAGCUCUGCAGCGGUCUGCAGUUUAGCAAUAACAAUACAAUGGCCGUUUAAAUUGUGUUAGGACUUUGCAAAAGCUCUUAAACCCUUUCCCUCUCUUGGACAGCCAUGGCCACCGACCAAAACAUGAGCAGCUGGACCGAUCUGCUCCACUCCUCCACCAAGCUUCUCGAACAAGCCGCUCCUUCCGCGCAGUUCCCUCCUCUACAGAGAAAUUUGGAUCAGUUAGAAACAUUAUCGAAGAAACUCAAGGCGAAAACUCUACGAACUGAGACUCCUCAACAAUCCAUUGCUGCCACGAGGCUUCUUGCACGUGAGGGACUAAAUGCGGAGCAGCUUGCACGUGACCUUAAGUCCUUUGAAUUGAAGACAACAUUUGAGGAUGUUUUUCCGUCUGAAGCAACAACUGUCGAAGAGUAUCUGCAGCAGCAUUUUUAUCCUUGCUUGCGUCUCACGGAUGAUUACAUGUUAAAAGUUUUGGAGGAGGAUUGGCAGAAAGAAAAACGUGAUUUCCUUCAAAGUCUAAGUCAGAUUUCAACAUUACCCAGGACUAACAUGACUUAUACUAGCAGCGCUGGUAGUCGUUCUGGUCAAAUAGCGUCCAUAACUUCUAGCCCUCAAGUUUCAUCUACUCCAUCUAGUAUGGAGCUUGUACCUUUAGCUAGCAAGCCCAUCCUUGAGAAGAAAACAUCUGUCUAUGCAGAAGUUGUUAAAAAUCUGAAUAAUGCAAGGCAGCGUGGAUUACCGUUUAAACCUGCUUCAGCUUUCAAGGGUGCUUAUGAGAGUUUAGGCCUUGAUGCAUCUGGUGGAAAAUCAGUUAACAUGCAGAAGAUAUGGCACCUUCUUCAGACAUUAAUGGGCGAAGAUAUAACCAUACAACGGGGUGCUUCGAAACGGAUGUCAUUAGUUAUUGGGGCAAGGCGCCACCUGGAAUGGGGGCAUGAAAAGUACAUCAUGGAUACAAUCCAAAGUCAUCCUGCACAGGCAGCCCUUGGAGGAGUUGUUGGAAAUUUACAAAGAAUUCGUGCCUUUCUUCGGAUUCGUUUAAGAGAUUAUGGAGUUCUAGAUUUUGAUGCAGGCGAUGCUCGUAGGCAGCCUCCUGUUGAUACCACUUGGCAGCAGAUCUACUUUUGCUUGAGAACUGGGUAUUAUGAUGAAGCAAGAGCUGUUGCUUUGUCAUCUCGCGUGUCAAACCAGUUUGCUCCUCUGCUUACUGAGUGGAUUAAUACUGGAGGUAUGGUGCCUGCGGAGAUUGCAGCUGCUGCAUCAGAAGAAUGUGAAAAAAUGUUAAGAACAGGUGAUCGUGUGGGCCGAGCUGCAUAUGACAAGAAAAAGUUGUUACUAUAUGCUCUCAUAUCUGGUUCUCGUAGGCAAAUCGACCGCCUACUAAGAGAUCUACCUACUCUUUUUAACACCAUAGAGGAUUUCUUGUGGUUCAAAUUGUCAGCUGUAAGAGACUGCCCUGGUGGAGCUGCACCCAUUGUCAUGAAUGAGAGCUUGGUACCAUACACAUUGGAUGAUUUGCAGAUUUACUUGAAUAAAUUUGACCCCUCAUACUAUACAAAAAAUGGAAAGGACCCUCUGGUGUACCCAUAUGUUUUGCUUUUAAGCAUCCAGUUGAUACCAGGUGUGGUAUACUUGUCCAAGGAAACUGGAGAUGAAGGAUAUAACAUUGACGCUGCCCACAUAUCAAUUGUGCUAGCAGACCAUGGGGUCCUUUCUGAAGGAGCUGGGGCUGGACAGAAAAUGGGCGUGAUGGAUGCUUACGCAGAGGCAUCUAGUAUAAUCAGGCAGUAUGGGUCUGUGUAUUUACGUCUUGGUAAUCUUCAGGUGGCAUUAGAAUAUUAUGCACAAGCUGCUGCUGCAGUUGGUGGUGGGCAGUUGUCAUGGUCUGGAAGAGGUAAUGUGGAUCAGCAAAGGCAGAGAAAUUUGAUGCUGAAGCAGCUCCUUACAGAACUGUUGUUACGGGAUGGGGGCAUCUAUCUUUUACUUGGUUCAAGAGGUGCCGGAGAAGAAGGUGAAUUGGGGCGAUUUUUGACUGAUGCAAAAGAAAGACAACAAUUUCUGCUUGAAGCUGCUCACCAAUGUCAGGAAGCUGGAUUGUAUGAAAAGUCUAUAGAAAUUCAGAAACGAAUAGGGGCAUUCUCGAUGGCAUUGGAUACGAUUAACAAGUGCCUUUCUGAAGCUAUUUGUGCCCUCUCACGUGGUAGAUUGGAUGGUGAGAGUCGAACUGCUGGUCUCAUUCACUCUGGAAAUGAGAUCUUGGAGAUGCACAAAUAUUAUCCUGAAAUCAGUCCUCAAGAGAGGGAAAGUGUUUCAGAGCAGCAUAUUGUGUUAAGACAACUUGAGGCCGUACUGUCAAUCCAUAAAUUGGCAAGAGGAGGCCAUUAUGCUGAUGCUUUGAGGGAGGUUGCCAGACUUCCAUUUCUUCCAUUAGAUCCCCGGACACCAGAUGCUACCACUGAUGUGUUCCAGAAUUUAUCUCCUCAUGUCCAAGCCUGUGUUCCGGACCUCCUGAAGGUUGCACUCACUUGUCUGGACAACAUGGUGGAUUCUGAUGGAUCGCUUCGCGCCUUGAGGGCUAAGAUUGCUAGCUUCAUUGCAAAUAAUUCCAGUAGGAAUUGGCCUCGCGAUUUGUAUGAGAAAGUUGCCCGGAGCUUUUAAAGCGGACGAACUACAGUAGGCCAAGAUGCCUGUAUGGUUUGGUUGAUAUUACCAUGCAUGUAACCAAUUGUAAAAUACAAUUUAAAGUAGCGGUAGUACUUCGAUGACACAGUUGUUAAUUUGAUAUUAGCAAUUUCCUGGUUUUGAAUUCAACUAGGCAAGCUGAAGUGAGUUGUGGUCGGAUUUCUCCGGCGACAUAUGAGCAUCAAAAUCACGCGCAUUACAUAUUUACCGCAAUGUUUGUGUGUGAUUUUAAAUAUUUUAUAUGAGAAAGGUAAGUUAUUCUGAA
Molecule: messenger RNA, 2996 nt
Organism: Prunus avium (sweet cherry)
Lineage: Eukaryota; Viridiplantae; Streptophyta; Magnoliopsida; Rosales; Rosaceae
Source: RefSeq, a predicted model, not a curated record